This is a messenger RNA of Fusarium odoratissimum NRRL 54006, 678 nucleotides long. RefSeq lists its product as uncharacterized. NCBI's taxonomy places the organism in Eukaryota, Fungi, Ascomycota, Sordariomycetes, Hypocreales, Nectriaceae. The transcript has a single exon. The record is from RefSeq and is a predicted model, not a curated record. Bases 1 to 678 code for a protein of 225 amino acids.
AUGAAUAGAACCUGCAGUAUCAAGGCUGACUUGAAAAACGGGCUGACUCCUGAACUCAUCUGCCGAGCUCUGGAAACCGAGAACGACGCAGACCUGUUCAUCCAAGGGUUUAGCCCACCAACAAGUACGGCACAAGAGGGCCUACGCAGCACAUCUCCAGCAACUCCUCGUCAACCUCUGACUAACAGUGUUAUGCUUCACAGCGCAACGGGCGCUCCACCUUUGGCAAUGAUGGCUCGGUGGUUAUUCGGAAUGUCAAUGCUUCGAUUGGUACUGAAUGAGAUUAUUUGGAGCGGUGCUCCAAUGUACGACGGCCACCCUGAGACCCUGCAGAGAAUGUACCAAGUCAGCGGUGGACUUCAUGGAAAAACCGUUAGUGAGCACUUUCAGUCACAUCUAGCGGCAUAUGCUGUAGGGAAGAUCAGUCAAAUUUCCAGACAAGUUCUCGCUUUUGCACCCAGGUUCCUGAAUGCAGAGGAUCUGGUUCCUCACUUUACCAAAAUGGCUCGCUGCAUAGUUCUACCUCUGGCAUUUAUUCAGAGUAGCCCUUGCUGUCCGCCGGACAUUUAUCAAGAAGCCAAGGACCUACUUAUGAGAUUCGAAAGCGACAUUGAAUCAUCGCAAGGCCAAUUUGCAGCAACCGUUCUUUAUACCUCAAGGCUAGCAGGGGAGUGGUAA